CGGGGGCGUGGCGCGGCGCGUCAUGCUCGCCGCCGUGCGCAUGCGCAGACAGCAGGGUAACCCGGCGCGAGGCAGGACGGGGGCCUCGUGCGCGGCGGGGUCAUGGCGAAGAGCCUAAGGAGCAAAUGGAGGAGGAAGAUGCGGGCGGAGAAGAGGAAGAAGAAUGCGCCCAAAGAGCUGGAGAGGCUGAAAAAAAUCCUGGGAACCAACGCGGAUGUCGUCAUGGAGGAGGUCAAGGAGGUGGCGACCGUGCUGCCCCCCAAGAAAGCUCUUGAGCAGGGGGCUGACUGCAAAAUGGACAUAGAUAACAAACGGAACAAAAAAACUCUUCUAGACCAGCAUGGACAGUAUCCAAUAUGGAUGAAUUCCAGACAGAGAAAGAAGAUGAAGGCACAGCGUGUUAAAGGGAAAAAAAAGACAAAAUUAGCCAAAGGCCUAGUUUGGUAAAAUCAGAGCUCCGUAAGAUCAUCGAUAUUUUACUCACAAAAUAAAUGUCCCAAAUAAAUACAUGAUAUUUUUUUGCUUGGCCACCAAGUAUAACUUUCUGUGUUCGUGGACUGUUAGGCUGUUAGACCAGCAAAUGAAAGCAAUGUCAGCUUGGUGUCUGCCAAAGUUGGAAGAAAAAAAAAUUAGAAAAAGCAAGCUGAGUGCCUUUGACCAGACUAAAUGUCUGUGAUUAUCGGUUUUCUUCAGAGUGGAGAGUCUUUGUCUUUUACAUUUGGAACAUGGAAAAUGCUAAAGGAAAUCCUAAGAAUAAUGAAACUGUAAAUGUUUUUUUUUGUGUACUGCAGUCUUUCUCAGUGUAACUUUUCAUUAACCCAAAGAGUUCUGUAAAUUCACCAUAUCCUUUAAAUUCUUCUGUAAAAUUGCUUUUGUUGUGUUGAUCUGUGUUGCUCUUAACAUCCGGUAAUUAAUGAAAACAGGUUUUUAAUGUGUAACUUAGAAUUCUGAGAUUAUACGCUGAAAUCGACACCAAGGCUUCCUGAAAAUUCUGUGUCAGUCUGAAGUACCAAAAAGAAUGUUGCUGGGACAAAGUAGUAUUUCACUGCUGUCUGUAGCUGAAAUAGUGGAAGAAGUAAAUAACCAAAAGUAAAAUUAUUUUGUUAAUAUGAAAGAAUGCAAAUGCACAGAUUGGAAAUAAAAUAGUCUUAUUUAAGAUGUUUUCAGAGUGUUGGUAAAGUAAAUGAGAAUUUACUUUUCCAUCUCUGUGGAAUGUAACAGAUACCAUUUAUAUGUGGUUAGCUGCAGUUGGUUGCAUGUUACUGAGCAAUAACAUGUGAUGACAGAUGCAAGAAUUUUUUGCCCUGAAAGUGUGUGUGUUUAAUUUUAAAGUGUUUCUUCAUUCAAGGAUGGAGAUAAUUACAGUACAGAUCCUGCAGGAUGUUGCCUGCUGAAGUACCCUUCAUUGAUCCAGAGCACCACCUUUGUCCAGCUCCAUCCAGGAUGGGAUCCACAUUCCAUAAAUACCUACAAACUGUGUCUAUUGUGAUAACCUGGGCACAGAAAAUAGGAGUUAGUCUUUUAAAAGUAAUUACACUAGCUUAUACUGUGCUGAGAUCUACUAAGAAUUCAACCUACUAAAGAAUUUGGGGGUUUUUUUCUGGAGAAAUGUGGUUUUUUUAUUGUUACUGCUACGGGAAAAGCAUUCUGUUGCUCAAGUAAAGAACUAAAAAGGUGUUGGAGGAAAUAGCAGUGUGUCUUCUGUUUUCAUUAUAGAUUGAUGGUUAAUGAGACUUGGUAAGAUGCAUAGAUCAAAGUUUACCAAAUAAUAUGCCAUUGAAUAACUUUGUACUUCAAAAAAUUUCCAUUAAGUUGAUAAUAGCCCCACUGAAAACCAGAUGCUUCUUUUUAGUUCUUGUUACACUGGAUGAAGGGGUCUAUAUUUUGGUAUCAAAUACGUUAGCAUUUCAAUUAGUGCUACUUCAAAAUCGGUUCAUAUGGAGGAAAGUGUUCUCUAAGGUUCAUAGUUUUUUUAAUCCAGAAAUUGAAAGAACCUUCAAUUUGUAUUUCUUUACUGUUUUAAUGACAGGGCCGUAUUUUGCUUAAUGAGCAUGUUGGGGGGAGGAGGGAGCUUCUUGGGUGCUGACAAUUUGGAGUUUUUCUGUAGGAACUCUCUUGUUUGUAAAUUUGAUCACUGAUGGGAAAGCAGACUGCUUUUCCUGACCAGAGAUAAUAAAAUUGGCAGUGGACUCCCAUUUCAA
This is a messenger RNA of Colius striatus (speckled mousebird), 2201 nucleotides long. It is a transcript of the gene LLPH, whose product is annotated as LLP homolog, long-term synaptic facilitation factor. The transcript is spliced from 3 exons. The record is from RefSeq and is a predicted model, not a curated record. Gene Ontology annotation, cellular component: nucleolus. Lineage: Eukaryota; Metazoa; Chordata; Aves; Coliiformes; Coliidae. Gene Ontology annotation, molecular function: RNA binding. Gene Ontology annotation, biological process: dendrite extension. The coding region runs from base 103 to 447 and encodes 114 amino acids.